AUGGGAUCAACAACUCGUCAAACAACUCUCCCCAUGCGGCCCUCAGCGCCCGUCCACGACAACCCAGAAGACUCCGAUCCAACUUCUUCCUCCGGAUCCUCAUCUUCGGAAAGCGACAGCGAAGACUCGGAAGAUGAGAACGAGUCCAUUCACCACGAACAACAAGCCUCCACAGAUACUUCUGCCAAUGCCUCAUCAACAAUACCUAAUAUUUCGGGACGCCCCAAGCCGCAAAUACAGAAGAUGAAAGGGAACUCGGAGCUGCUGGCGCGGUUGUCUGCGUUUUUGCCGAAGAUGAAGAGUGCAAAUGAGGAUUUGGAGAAGGAGAUUGCGGCCGGGAAAGACGUUGUUAUGGAUGAGGUAGAUGAAAAUAAGGAUUAUAUUGAGAUGAAUCUUGGGUUGGGAGUUUUGGAGGAAAAGCGUGAAGGCGAUUCUAGCGGCGACGAGGCCGAUGAUGAGGAUAUGAGUGGGAUGGGCUCUGAUAAGAAGGCCAAGGCCGGUCUUAAUGAUGAUAUUUUGGAAAAAUUGAUGGGCGGGAAAGAUCUAGAUGCUGAUAAGCCUUCAAUUGAGGAGCUUGGUCAGUAG
Messenger RNA from Penicillium verhagenii, 585 nucleotides. Its product is annotated as NOPCHAP1/New4 family protein. The record is from RefSeq and is a predicted model, not a curated record. The transcript has 2 exons. Lineage: Eukaryota; Fungi; Ascomycota; Eurotiomycetes; Eurotiales; Aspergillaceae. Bases 1 to 585 code for a protein of 194 amino acids. Gene Ontology annotation, biological process: box C/D snoRNP assembly.